Letharia columbiana is the source of this 900-nucleotide messenger RNA. RefSeq lists its product as uncharacterized. Lineage: Eukaryota; Fungi; Ascomycota; Lecanoromycetes; Lecanorales; Parmeliaceae. The transcript is spliced from 4 exons. Gene Ontology annotation, cellular component: RAVE complex. The record is from RefSeq and is a predicted model, not a curated record. Bases 1 to 900 code for a protein of 299 amino acids.
AUGUCUGCUACAGUCUGGCCACCAAUUUCCCAUGAGCAACUAAUGAAAGAGGAAGAAAAAUCGCUGGCGUGCGAGCUUGAAUGGCUUCUGAAUCUGCUGCAAGAGAGUCUAGCAUCUCUGAAAAGUGGACUCCAGGAAUGCGUCGCUUUGCUGGCUCCGAAAGAACCGGGGUCCACGCUUGCCCUAUCGUCACUGCGGUCUGAAAGUGUCAAAGGUUUCGUGACUAGGAUUGGCACUCGGAUUAUCAAAGGAGACAUUAACCUUCGGCUCACUACUCUGCCCCCUCCACGCUCUCUUUCAUCCUAUCCGGUCCACUUGCAAUACCCCGUUCCACUCCCACAAUUGACUGCCUUGCUCACCCUUUUGAACCAAGCCCUGGACAUUAUCGACAUUAGCAGAUGGACGGGCGAUCCGCAUAAUGGGGCUUUCAUAUCUGGCCAGCUACGUUUACUGGCUGACACCAUCGGAGAGGCACAGCAAACGCUCAAAGGGGGUGAAGAUGUAGUAGGGGGGAAGUGGUGGGAAGAUGCUAUGACUGAGGAUACAUCCUCACCCUCGGUCCCGCCAAGUCUGUCUCUUCAUCUCUCCAUCGCCGACGCGGCCCUUCUCCUGCAUGUCCGCACUCUUGCUCCUCCGUCUGCACCGGAGUCAUCUCUCACAGGCCUCUCUCUUCGUACUCGGCUUGGCCUGGGUCCUCGACCGCCUGUCCAUGACGAGCUCGGUCAAGUAUUCCACUACCGUGGAGAGGAGGUGACUGUGAAAGAGAAAGUAAGGGUAGAAAGCCAAGAUCCAAGUCUAAUGGCUGUAUUGGCCAAAUUGAGCGCUUUGGGGCAUGCGGUCGGAGGGUGGAGGCUUAAAGUUGGAGUGGUCAUGGGGGAAGAUCUGGAAGGAGAUGCAUAA